AUGUAUCUGUUUGGAGGCAUUUCGCCGGGCAACGCCUCCUUGUCCAUUCCAUUUUACAAUCCCGUGGACGCAUUUAGCCGCUCCAUUGACAGCGACAUCGGCUCCAUCUCAGACAUGUGGCGCUUUGAUUUCGACACCAACCAGACAACCGCCAACGUGACCCUGCUCCUCGCCUCCAACCAAACCGAUGACUUUGUGUUGCGCAAUCGCGGGGCGCUCGUACCGCUGUCGUCCACGCAGUUGGUGCUGCUGGGCCUGUUUGGUCUGACGGAACCACGGUCCUCCAUUUCAUCCUUCAUUUACGACAUCCCAACAGGGCAAUUUGACACGACAGCCGUGAGCCCUGCUGUGGAUGACGUGGCGCUGCCUGCGCUUCUUCUUGAUGACGAUCGCCCGAGUGGCGGAUUCUCCGUCUCAACAGUCCAGGGCAUCUCAUUCAUCUUCGGCCACCUGUUUGAGUUGCGCUCUGGUGAUGAAAUGCGACUGUGGACAGCCCGUCCCAUCAGUGACUUUCGUGGCACAUCGACCAUCCUGCGAUGGCAGGCGGACGUUGCGCGCCUUCAGCCCGUCGCCCGCACCGGCGCUGCCACCAUGAGGGGACCAGGGGGCGUUGUCUAUGUGUUUGCCGGUUUCAGUGGCAUCCUCCUCUCAGACCUCUGGAAGUUUACGCCGCCCGAUCGCUGGGAGCACCUGCAGCAGCAGUCUGGAAUGCGUCCCCGUGCGCGCGUGGAGCAUACGGUAGCGCCCCUCGACAACUUCAACUUUCUCAUCUUUGGCGGCGCGGCGGCAACCUCGUGUCUGGCGGACUUGUGGCGGUUCGAUGCAAACACGGAGCAGUGGACGUUUGUGAAUGACUUUGCGAGCGAGUCAGCUGUGGCAUCUGGGUUCCGUGGGCACUCGAUGGUUCUGCACAAUGACCGCCUGCUUGUGUUUGGUGGCAAGUGCGGCGACGACAACUUCGACUCCACUGUCUUCAUCCUCGACAUUGCUGCCCCGUUCUCCGUCACCACCGUCAAC
This is a messenger RNA of Salpingoeca rosetta, 1017 nucleotides long. RefSeq lists its product as uncharacterized. The record is from RefSeq and is a predicted model, not a curated record. The annotation marks the transcript as partial. Gene Ontology annotation, molecular function: protein binding. The transcript has 9 exons. NCBI's taxonomy places the organism in Eukaryota, Choanoflagellata, Craspedida, Salpingoecidae.